AUGCGCAUCUGCAUCAUCAUCGUAGGCACCAGAGGCGACGUGCAGCCGUUCCUCGCCAUCGCCCAAAGGCUCCAGCGCGACGGACACCGCGUGCGCCUCGCCACCCACGCCGUCUACAGAGACUUCGUCAUGGACCACGGUGUCGAGUUCUACCCCCUCGGUGGUGACCCCAAGGAGCUGGCCGCCUACAUGGUCAAGACCGGAGGACACCUCAUCCCCACCAAGAUCGAGACGCUCACCAAGGACGUGCCGCGCAACAAGGAGAUGAUCAACGAGAUCGUCCACUCCACGUGGCCCGCCGUCUCGGCUGCCGACCCUAACGGAGGCGGCCCGGGCCUAUCAUCGCCAACCCCCGUCUCCUACGGCCACAUCCACGUCGCCGAGCGCCUCGGCGUGCCGCUGCACAUCAUGUUUCCGCAGCCCUGGGUGCCUACCAGAGCGUCCCCGCACCCGCUCGCCAACAUGCCGUACACGGACGAGCUCAAGAAGACCAACUACCUGUCGUACAAGAUGGUCGAUCUGCUCAUGUGGCAGGGCACGGAGGGGCUCAUCAACGAGUUCCGCACCAAGGUGCUCAAGCUGCGCAAGAUCCGCAACGGCGACGGCGGACGCGACCUGCUGCUGGACCUCCGCAUCCCGCACGCCUUCAUGUGGAGUCUGGAGCUCGUGCCCAAGCCGGCCGACUGGGGAGAUCUCUACGACGUCAUCGGAACCGUGACUCUGAGUGGCGGUCCCAGCAGCUCGUACACGCCGUCACCAGAGCUCGAAGCAUUCCUCAGCCGAGACGGCGGACCCAUCUUCGUCGGCUUCGGAUCCAUGGUGCUGGCCGACCCCAUGGCCACCACCAAGAUGAUCGUCCAGGCGGCACAGCAGGCGCGUGUGCGGGUGCUCAUCCAGUCCAGUUGGAGCGACAUGGCCGGCGACCUCGACAUCCCCGACAACGUCUUCUUCAUCGGCAACUGUCCGCACGACUGGAUCAUGCCGCGGGUGUCCCACCUCAUCGUGCCGUUCUUCGGUGAUCAGCCGUUCUGGGGCCACGCGGUCGUCAAGGCUGGUGUGGGUGUCGAGCCCUGUCCGAUCUUGAAAUUGACAACCGAGAAGCUGCGCGAAGCGUUCGAGGGACUCAUGAACCCGACACUGCGAGCUAAAGCGCUACAGGUUCGAAACGCUAUGCGCCGUGAAGACGGAGCGGGUGAAGCAGUCCGCAGCUUCUACCGGCACCUGCCGACACAGGACAUGUUCUGCGACCUGGACCACGAGCGGAUCGCCACGCGCUGGAGCGUUCGUGAUCGUUUGAAGUUGUGUGACCGGUGCGCGUUCAUUGUCGGCGAGCGGCCGGAGAACGCCGGCAAGAAGCUGGUGAGUUAUCACUGCGUGGACUACUCAGCGCGAGUCUUCUGGCACGAGAUUGCUGGGGCAUCUUCAGCCGUCUUCCGUCAACCCGUAAAAGGCUUUAAAAGAUCUGGCUACACUGGGGGCGUUGUUGGAGGUGUGGCCGGGCUUGCGCAAGCGUACAUCGUCUUCUACACGCGAGCACUUCUUGGGUGUGCCUUGCUUGUAGACCACGUGAUCGCCGGUCAUAUCAACUCGCAUCGCCUGGAAGGACAGCGAAAGCGAUCCAGCUUGCUCAGCCGGCACAUGAUGGCGACGUUGGGGGCUCAGAGAGGCCUGGCCGAUACUUACUGCUCUUCAAACGGCUCCGAUAGCGCGGGCAUACUUUUGCUCCCCUGCAAACAUGAGUGCAAGAGCGAAGGUGCUAUGGCUCUUCACUCGGUAUUCUUGAAGUCAUCAGGAUCAGUCGACUUAGCCAUCGAUACCCCCAACGAAGAGGCCGACUACAUCGACAAAGACACCAUCGCGCAGUUGCAGGCACUUCGAACGAGCGUGAACAUCAAGUGUUCCAUCCCUACCAUGAACGUCUGCUUGACUGCCAUGGGUUCGUGGGACAACGGCAUCAAGCAGUUCGCCGCGAUCGGAUUGGAACUCUCAAAACACGGCCACCGAGUUCGACUGGCUGCUAACGGGGGCUUUCGCUCGAAGAUCCUCGCGCUUGGACUCGAGUUCUACCCGCUAGAUGGCGCACCCAACAGUAUCCAGGAUGUUAUGCAGUUGAUACACGACGCUCAGCUCAUCCACGACGACGCUGAGCCCGGUCGUUCAAGUCUGGAAACACUGCAGGCCUUUCGAGAACUCAUUUACUCGUUGUGGCCUGCUGCAUACGGAUCUGACCCGCACGGCAAUGGCCCCAACAAACCUGGUGAACACUUCCGUGCCGACGCGCUGCUGUGGCAUCCGAUGCUGCUCGGUCACGUGCACGUGGCACAGCGUCUUGGUAUUCCGUUGCAGUGCGCUAGCCUGGACCCCCUAUCGCCAACGUUCGAGUUUCCUCACGUGCUGAGUUCCAAGCUGCUCUCGCACGGUGCUGUCGACGCAGCGCUGAACCACGGAAGUAUACAGGCCAUUAUGACCCAGUUCCGCUCAUUCAUUGGACUCUCGACUCGUUUGGAUCGUCCGGACUCGCUGGCCCAGUGGGAAGUCCCCCACGUGUACCUGUACAAUCCUGCAUUGCUUCCGAAGCCUCUGGACUGGACCGAAGAGAUCACCGUGGCCGGUCAUGUAACUUUGAAAGACGACCACGGACACCCGGACAUACCGCGAGCGCUGACUGAGUUCGCCUUCUCCAAGGCCGGCCCACCGGUGAUUUACUUCGGCGUGUCUGCGCGGAGCUUGGCUGUUAGUGAGGUUGAGGACUUGGUGCGGAAGGUCGACCAAGCUGCUCAGCGUCUGCACCUACGAGUCAUCAUACAACCCGACGUCCUGGCCGAGGGGCUCGCGGUUGGAAAACCCGUCGCUAUCUGCGGGUCACACCCUUCGCAGCUCUUCACAGCGCGUCUGUGUCAACGGGUCGGUGUGGGCAUCGCAUCGAUCGACCCGAAGACCUGCACUGCCGAGUCGCUGGUGGAGAGCUUCCAGCAACUGCUGCUGCCAGCUAUCCGAGACAAGGCCCAGGCGCUGGCCCGCACGUUCGACCCGAGCCGAGCGCUGGACGUCGCAGUGGGGUCCUUCUACUCCAACCUGCCGAUGGCAGCCAUGGUGUGCGACGUCGACCCGACGAAGCUGGCCCGCGUGUUCGACUCGCACCACAACCUGAAGCUGUCGCUGGAAGCUUACUUGGCGAUGCAGCCGGUCCGCGACGAAAGCAAGGGGUUCGUGCCGUACAAGCCGCUGGAGUACGACGGCUUCUGUCCGCCGGUGUUCUCGAUCCGCGGCAAUCCAGGCGAGAUUCCUCGAGACGCGAAGCCCCCGCGUGGUCUGGACGGCGUCAAUUUGGCUGACGAGCGGCGGUCGAGCGAGCAGAGUCAGCGCUCGUCCGAGUCCUCGUCGGGUGGAGUUGUCGCUCGGGUGGUUGAUACGGAGGUGUUCUGGACGUCGAAAGAGGAGGAAGAGGCCGAGCGCAAGUCGACCAACGCCGCGUACGAGCGUCUCGUGAAGCCACGAGGCCUGCGGAAGCGUGAUAAGUUAGCGCACAUGUUCGGUGGGAAGCCGAAGCAUGGCGAGCACUUGACAGCAAGAUAG
This is a messenger RNA of Phytophthora sojae, 3576 nucleotides long. RefSeq lists its product as hypothetical. The record is from RefSeq and is a predicted model, not a curated record. Gene Ontology annotation, molecular function: hexosyltransferase activity; UDP-glycosyltransferase activity. The transcript has 9 exons. The coding region runs from base 1 to 3576 and encodes 1191 amino acids. Gene Ontology annotation, biological process: carbohydrate metabolic process. Lineage: Eukaryota; Oomycota; Peronosporomycetes; Peronosporales; Peronosporaceae.